UUUUCAUAUGAAAUGCCGAAUGUGCAGCAAAGAGUUUGUAUUAAAAUCUUCCGAGUAUUCGGCAAAUAAAAUGGAUGUGAAUGAGGAAAUUGUGGCCGGUAUUAUGAGUAUUGGUGCCGGAGUUACACAGCUAAAUACGGUUCUUUGUCAUAUAAAUAUACCACCUAUGUCAGUACGAUUGUAUCAAGGCAAACAUGAUAUAAUUUGUGGAUGGUGGCACAAAACUGCACAGCACUGUAUGGCAGAAGCUGGUAAGGAAGAGAAGAAUCAUGCUCUAUCUAUCGGAAGCGUAAAUGAAAGUGGAAUACCAAUGAUACCUGUAUCGGGUGAUGCAUGUUGGUCCAAACGUUCGUAUGGAACGAAUUACAGUGCGACUUCUGGAGUUGGUGCUAUUGUAGGAUUAUUUUCUAAGAAAGUUCUUUACUAUGGAGUAAAAAACAAGACGUGUAUCAUCUGUUCCCGAGCACAUUUAAAAGGAGUACAACCACCGAAACAUAGGUGUUUUAAAAAUUUUCAAGGGCCUUCUACUGCAAUGGAAGCAUUAAUCAUAACAGAGGGUUUCAAAGAAUCUAUAGAAAGACAUGGACUCAUUUAUAAUCAGUAUGUAGCAGAUGGUGAUUCAAGCACAUAUGCUAGUAUCCGAAAUUCUAGGCCAUAUGAAAGUGUCACUGUGGGUAAAGUUGAGUGCAAAAAUCAUUUACUCAGAAACUAUUGCAAAGGGCUUUUAUCAAUAGCGAGCAACACUACUUAUCCCAUACGAGCCCGAAAGAUAUUAAAAGACAAUUAUUUGCGGAUACGAUGGGGAGUAGAUAGUAGCGUCAAAUAUUGGGUCAAGCAAAGUAUUCCGUUUUCCGAAAAAAUGAAAAAUAUAAAAGAUGACAUAAAUAAUGGUCCUUAUCACAUUUUUGGAGACCAUUCAAAAUGUGCAUCAUAUUUCUGUAACGAUGAAAUAAAAAAACGUACCGAAAAUAUGGUGCCAGAACUGAAAGCAAAUGGAGUGUUCCAAAAAAUUGAAGAUUUGGCUCAUCGUUUGUCGUUCCAUGCUUAUAGCUUCGUACACAACGAAACGAACAAUUUGGUGGAGAGCUUUAAUGCCAGAGUAGCGAAAUUUGUUGGCGGAAAAAGGGUAAAUUUUUCGCAACGGCGAUCAUAUGCUGGCCGCUGUGCCGCCGCUGUUAUAUCAUAUAAUUCGGGGGCCUUACAGUCAACUGUUCAUAAAUAUAUUUUUGGCACUGAAGCAAACCAUGAGAUAGUCCGAUUAGAAACCAUUCGUCAAAAAUUAAACGUGAAAAUAAUGGAAAAAAGGAUCAAAAAGCGAAAGGUUAUCAAGCAUACGACUAACAAGGACGUUCAUUAUGGCGAAGAGUGCCAAAAAGUUGACAUGGAUGAUAAACAAUAUGCAACAGCUAAAAGAGAAUUUUUGUUAAGAUUAGAAAUAACUCCUGAAGAAAAAGACAAGAUCGAACAAGACACAAUUUUACAAAGUGCUAGUCCUUUAUGGUUGGAAACCAGAAGGAAAUUACUCACAGCUUCAUGGUUUUCUACAGUAUGUAAACGGCGCCCAAGCUCCAAUUGUGCACCAUUAGUGAAACAAAUUUUAUAUGGAAAAGAUUUGGGUAAUGUACCAUCCAUCAAACAUGGUAAAGACAAUGAGUACACCGCACUACGCGAACUUGAACAAGUGUUACAAACGAACAUUUUGCAAUGUGGGUUGUCGAUUGAUAAAGAAAUUUCUUUUCUCGGUGCAAGUCCUGAUGGAAAGUGUGAACACGGUAUAGUCGAAAUCAAAUGCCCGUCAUCAGCAUAUGGAAUG
Messenger RNA from Spodoptera litura, 1813 nucleotides. RefSeq lists its product as uncharacterized. The record is from RefSeq and is a predicted model, not a curated record. Lineage: Eukaryota; Metazoa; Arthropoda; Insecta; Lepidoptera; Noctuidae.